Molecule: messenger RNA, 1006 nt
Organism: Callorhinchus milii (elephant shark)
Lineage: Eukaryota; Metazoa; Chordata; Chondrichthyes; Chimaeriformes; Callorhinchidae
Gene: npb
Product: neuropeptide B
Exons: 2
Coding region: 132-524 (130 amino acids)
Biological process (GO): feeding behavior; G protein-coupled receptor signaling pathway
Molecular function (GO): G protein-coupled receptor binding
Source: RefSeq, a predicted model, not a curated record
AGGGGGCUGGGAGAGGGGCAUUUAAAUAGAGCUGGAGAUGAGCGUUUGCUUCACAUUCACAGCUUUGCAUUUGGUGCAGGAAGCAGCGAGAGAGAGACAGACAGAGAGAGACUUGACUUCACAGUAAAGUCAUGCUCGCCCUGGAAUGCUCAGCCAGAAUGGCUGUUCUGAGUGUGCUGUUCUCCUCGCUGAUCUGCAGCCCCGCUGACGCCUGGUACAAGCAAACGGCUGGUCCCAGUUACUACUCCGUGGGUAGAGCUUCGGGUCUCCUCUCGGGCAUCCGUCGCUCCCCCUAUGUGCGUCGUUCCGAGCCCAGCGAGGGGGCAGAGACAGGUGAAGGCCACCUGUACCCUGAGCUGACACAGCCUCAACAGAGCACGCUGAUCAAAAACAUGGCUGUGUGUGUGAAGGACAUCUCUCCAAACCUGCAGAGCUGUCAGCUGCUGCCCGACAACCUCAACACUUUCCAGUGUAAAGCAGACAUUUAUCUGUCGCUGGGCUCGCAAGACUGUGUUACUGCUUGAUCCUCGUUUUCCCCCCUUCUUCAACACCUCCCACCCCAGCAACCACCCCACCCCACCCUACCCACACACACACACACACGCACGCACACACACGUAUGAACUGGUCUCAUCAAUUCCUGACACUGAAUGUUACAUUUUCUGCCCGUGUGUCGACCACCUAAACACAAUCCAAAGCUCUUGUGUGUCUCUCUCUGUGUGUAUGUGUGAGUGAGUGAGUGAGUGAGUGAGACAGAUUUACUGGAUGUAUCAUUGUAUUGAAAAAGGUCGGAAAUGUUUUUACAGCUGAUCAACUGAUCAGUCUUUCUCCCCCCCACCCCCUUUCUCCUUUAAUGAUCGAUCAUGAUAUAUUAAAAAAAGUACCUCAUUCUGUGUAUAAAGCAAAAUUCGCUGUAUUUAAGUUGUAGGAAUGAUUUCGUGAUUCUGUGAGUUUUUUUUUGGUCUCUGGAAAUGAAAUGUGAAUUAUAUUUCAGCCUUAAAAAAUG